AUGUCAUUCUCUCCGAACAAUUCAAAUGAUGCAAAUGAUUUCUUUAACCAAACUUUGGGAAUGCCGAUAAGUGAGUGUCAUGAAACAUACCUUGGUCUCCCUGCCUACUCCUCUCAUAACAAGCAAGAAUUGUUCAGUAAUGUCAAGGAAAGAAUUUGGAAACUCCUUCAUGCUUGGAAUGAAAAACUCUUUUCCAUAGGAGGUAAAGAAGUUCUUUUAAAAGCGGUGGUUCAGUCUAUCCCUACAUAUGCUAUGAGUUGUUUCAGAUUGCCUGUUGGGUUUUCUAACCAAAUAGAAUCCAUGAUGGCUAAUUUCGGGUGGGGUACAAACAAAGAUGGUUCAAAGAUUCACUGGAAAAGAUGGAAAUUCCUAUGCAAAUCAAAGUUUGAGGGUGGAAUGGGUUUUCGUUCAUUUGUCGUUUUCAAUCAAGCUAUGCUAGCGAAACAGGCAUGGAGAUUAUUUGAAAAUCCAGACUCCCUACUAGGCCGACUCUUGAAGCAUAAGUACUUCUCAUGA
Cannabis sativa is the source of this 516-nucleotide messenger RNA. RefSeq lists its product as uncharacterized. The coding region runs from base 1 to 516 and encodes 171 amino acids. Lineage: Eukaryota; Viridiplantae; Streptophyta; Magnoliopsida; Rosales; Cannabaceae. The record is from RefSeq and is a predicted model, not a curated record. The transcript has a single exon.